Messenger RNA from Thelazia callipaeda (thelaziosis nematode), 873 nucleotides. Lineage: Eukaryota; Metazoa; Nematoda; Chromadorea; Rhabditida; Thelaziidae. The record is from the annotation of a GenBank genome assembly.
AAAAUUUUUCGAAUUAUUAAAAACGAUUUUCAUAAUUUACUAGUUGAUGAGGAUACUAAAGAACUUGACUUAACUCGACAUCGAAUUAAAAAAAUUGAGGGAUUUGAUUUCUUGCGCAGCAUUGAACAAUUAUGCUUACGCUGGAAUUUGAUCAAAAAAAUUGAAAACUUAAACAAGCUUGUCACACUUACCGAACUUGAUCUUUACGACAAUCAGAUUACCAAAAUCGAGAAUCUUGAUGAAUUAGUGAAUUUGGUAUCGUUGGAUUUAUCUUUUAAUCGAAUUACUGUGAUUGAAAAUCUGUCAGCACUGAAAAAACUUAAAAAUGUAUAUUUGAUUCAUAAUAAAAUUCAGAAAAUUGAAGGUUUUGAAGAGUUAACUGAAUUAGAAUACUUGGAAUUGGGUGAUAAUCGAAUCAAAAAAAUUGAAAAUCUUUCUAAGAAUCAGAAAAUCAAACGUCUCUUCUUGGGAGCAAAUCAAAUCCGUCACAUUGAAAACUUGGAUGAACUGAAGCAUAUUGAAGUGCUCAGUCUUCCAGCUAAUGCUAUUCAAGAAAUCAAGGUUUUAUUUAAUAUUAAUUUGGAAAUUUUGGAUCUAAAUUACAAUUGCCUUCGUUCUAUUUCUAACAUCCGUCAUCUCAACAAGCUUACCGAUUUCUGGGCUAAAAAGAAUGAGCUAACAAAAAUCGACGACGUUGAUGAAUUAACUCAUCUACCGAAUCUUACUUACGUUUAUCUUGAAAUGAAUCCGUUCUCGAGUACUACUACUUAUCGCGGUGCAGUGAUUCGAAUGCUACCACAGAUAGAAAAACUUGACGCUAAUUAUUGCCGUGUUAGUUAUUAUACCUUUUUUCAUUCUUGGGGCAUCAUUUAA